AACCGAUCAAAUGGCCAACUGCAGAUUUCUGGCGGAGGUUUUGGGACCUUCUCUCCUUCUUAAAUCCCAACUAAUUAACGAUGCUCCCGCGCCUUCGAUUGCACGUGGGAAUCCUCGAUCCUCCUCCCCACAGCCAGGAGGAAGAAAGCCAGCGAAUACCAGCAGCACCCACAAACUAAGAAGCAGAAGCGGGCGAGGUCUUCUUUCGUUCGAUCUGUGAGAGGAGGGGGAGAGGAGAAGAUGGCGUCGAUGCUGAGGAGGAGGAAGGCGGCGGAGAAGUUAGAGACGCCGACGGAGGAAGAGGCGAGGAAGGAGGACGGGCAGGAGGACGCUAAGGGGAGGAAGGAGAAGGAGAGGGAGAGGGCGAAGAAGAAGGCUGAGUGGUCGUGCAUCAACAGUUGCUGCUGGUUCAUCGGCGUCAUCUGCUGCGUCUGGUGGUUCCUCCUCUUCCUCUACAACGCCAUGCCCGCCUCCUUUCCCCAGUACGUCACCGAGGCAAUCACCGGCCCCAUGCCCGACCCUCCCGGCGUCAAACUGCAGAAGGAAGGGCUCGUGGCGCGGCACCCGGUCGUCUUCGUCCCCGGAAUCGUCACCGGUGGGCUCGAGCUCUGGGAGGGUCACCCUUGUGCUGACGGUCUCUUCCGCAAGCGGCUCUGGGGCGGCACCUUCGGCGAGGUUUACAAGAGGCCUUUAUGCUGGGUGGAGCACAUGUCUUUGGAUAAUGAAACUGGGUUGGACAAAUCUGGUAUUAGAGUGAGGCCAGUUACUGGGCUUGUUGCGGCAGAUUAUUUUGCGCCGGGUUACUUUGUCUGGGCUGUGCUAAUUGCAAAUUUGGCCCGUAUUGGGUAUGAGGAGAAAACCAUGUACAUGGCUGCAUAUGACUGGAGACUUGCCUUUCAGAACACUGAGGUCCGUGAUCAAACACUUAGUCGAAUUAAAAGCAAUAUUGAACUCAUGGUUGCCACAAAUGGUGGCAAAAAGGUGGUGGUUAUUCCUCACUCAAUGGGUGUUCUAUAUUUCCUUCAUUUUAUGAAGUGGGUUGAAGCACCUGCUCCAAUGGGUGGAGGAGGUGGCUCUGAUUGGUGUGCAAAGCAUAUAAAGGCCAUUGUGAACAUUGGUGGACCAUUUCUGGGUGUCCCAAAAGCAAUUGCUGGGCUUUUCUCUGCUGAGGCUAAGGAUGUUGCUGUGGCCAGGGCAAUUGCACCUGGUGUGCUUGAUUCUGAGUUGUUCGGCUUGCAAACCUUACAGCAUGUGAUGAGAAUGACGCGUACAUGGGAUUCAACCAUGUCAAUGAUACCAAAAGGUGGUGACACCAUUUGGGGAGACCUGGACUGGUCACCUGAGGAUGGCUAUGACUGUAACCAAAGAAAAGCAAAAAAUGGCGAUGUGAUGAACGAUACAGACAGCCUAAUCUCCAAAACCAAGGUGCACUAUGGAAGGAUUGUUUCUUUUGGAAAGGAUGUGGCUGAGGCACCCUCUUCCAACAUUGAGAGGAAGGGUUUUAAGGAUGCUGUCAAGGAUAAGCUACUAUCUUCAAAUUCGUCCUGUUCUAGUGAUGUAUGGACAGAAUAUCAUGAAAUGAACUGGGCUAGCAUUGAAUCGGUUGCUGACUACAAGGUGUACACAGCUGGAACACUUUUAGACCUGCUUCAGUAUGUUGCUCCAAAAAUGAUGCAACGUGGCGGAACUCAUUUUUCAUUUGGGAUUGCAGACAAUUUGGAUGACCCUAAGUAUAAUCACUACAAGUAUUGGUCAAACCCUUUGGAAACAAAGUUACCGGAUGCUCCUGAGAUGGAGAUUUAUUCUAUGUAUGGAGUUGGUAUUCCUACUGAAAGAUCAUAUGUUUAUAAACUUUCCCACUCAUCAGACACAUGCUUCAUCCCUUUCCAGAUCGACACUUCAGCUGAUGACAGAGAACCUGGGAGUUGUUUGAAAGGCGGUGUCUUUUCAGUUGAUGGGGACGAAACAGUACCUGUCUUGAGCUCGGGCUUUAUGUGUGCAAAAGCUUGGCGUGGAAAAACAAGAUUCAAUCCUUCAGGCAUCAAGACCUAUGUGAGAGAGUACGAUCAUGCUCCUCCUGCAAACCUUUUGGAAGGCCGUGGAACUCAGAGUGGUGCUCAUGUUGAUAUAAUGGGAAACUUUCAAUUGAUUGAGGAUAUUAUAAGAGUGGCAGCAGGAGCUACGGGGGAAGAGCUGGGUGGUGAUCAAGUUUAUUCUGAUAUCUUUAGAUGGUCUGAAAAGAUCAAGCUGAAGCUGUAAUAGAAACCCUGGGCAUGUGUAGGCACCGGUAAGCUAUUAGCUGGUUUCAAGGCUCACAUAAGAUUUGCUGCUCCAGGAGCAAUUUGGUGGCAUGUCGCAGACAUGCUAACGCAUAGAAAGUGUUAUCCAAUGUAAGUUUGUGGCCUCUAAAGGUUAGUUCGUGGAGUAGUGCUGAAAAAUCUCAAUGUAGUCCAUUAUUGUCACCAAUUUUUAUGAUUUUUUUUAAAAUUCUUUGAAGCAACUAGAUUUAAACCCCUGUAUCUAAUGCAAAAAGGGUUACAUGCCUAUACUACUACUGGGUCCUACCGGAAGUUUCUAGCUUUUGCAGAGCUCCUUUUCAGCUUAUAAGUAGUGGAGAUGCCGCACUAAUUAUGGUUAAACAGAAGGGAAAAUAUCUAGCGUCAUUGCUUCCACAUACUAUGUACUUGGCUGGUGGAGCUGCCAGAACUUUUCACUUUCAUUGAACAACAAUUUGCUUGUCGUGUAAGUUAUUGAAUUUUAAAUCAGAUUGGCUUGCUUCUCCUUUCUGAAA
Molecule: messenger RNA, 2791 nt
Organism: Nymphaea colorata (pocket water lily)
Lineage: Eukaryota; Viridiplantae; Streptophyta; Magnoliopsida; Nymphaeales; Nymphaeaceae
Product: phospholipid:diacylglycerol acyltransferase 1
Exons: 7
Coding region: 241-2259 (672 amino acids)
Biological process (GO): lipid metabolic process
Cellular component (GO): cytoplasm
Source: RefSeq, a predicted model, not a curated record